GGUAUCUCUCCAUAUGGAAUUUUCGUCUAGGUGCUGCAUUUGUGAGAUCAGGAGUUACUUAGUACAUUGUAAUUAGAUAUCUACAGGAAAAGAUGAAUUUGCAGGCACAUAUGGCAGGACAGAUUUCUGGGCAGGUACCUAAUCAGGCUGCUCAGUUGCCCGGACUACCCCUACAGAAUGGGAAUACUCUUUCUCCUCAGAUGCAAAAUUUAGGUGGUCAUCAUAAUACACCAAAUGUGGAGCCUGACUUUGUGAAAGCGCGCAGAUUUAUGCAACAGAAGAUUUAUGAGUUUCUAAUGCAGAAGCAGCAGCAAGGGCAACAUUCUGCACCGACAAAGAGGUUACUGGAUAUAGUAAGACGUUUAGAAGAGGGUCUAUUCAAAUCUGCUUCUUCAAAGGAAGAAUAUAUUAAUAUGGAGACUCUGGAGAAUCGUUUACAUUUUUUGAUCAAACCUCUGCCUCUAAGUAAUCACAACGAACAAUAUCCUCAACAUGUCAGUUCUUCCUCCACUGGUACAAUGAUUCCAACACCUGGUAUGCCCCAAAGUGGAAACUCAGGCUUGAUGGUUACGUCAUCUGUGAACACUUCCAUGGUUGCUUCUGGCGGUAGUAAUAGCAUUGCAUCCACAACUGUCAACACUGGAAGUUUCAUGCCAACUGCCAAUGGACUUUCUGGUGCCAUAAACAUUGAUUCUUUCAAUUCAUCCGAUGGAACGUUGCCUAAUGGAUAUCAACAGUCACCUCCUAAUUUUUCCAUCAGCUCUGGUGGGAAUGGCAUCGUGUCAUCAAUGGAUGGACAGAGGAUGACUAGCCAAAUGAUACCUACACCUGGAUUUAAUGUUAAUAAUAACCAGUCUUACAUGAAUUUGGAGUCUUCUAGUAAUGGUGGUGGGUUUUCGAGUGUUGAAUCUACGUUGCUAUCACAGCCACUUAAGCAAAAACAGCAUGUUGGUGGUCAAAACAGCCGUAUAUUGCAUAACCUUGGCAGCCAUAUCGGUGGUGGUAUUAGGUCAGGUUUGCAGCAGAAAUCCUAUGGGUUUUCAAAUGGGACCUUAAAUGGUGGGUUAGGAAUGGGGAGUAAUGUACAAAUGGUGAAUGGUCAAGGAACUUCUGAGGGCUAUCUGACAACUGCACUGAGUGGCAAUUCACCCAAACCUUUGCGACAACAUUAUGAUCAACAUCAGCAGCCAAUAAUGCUAGGUAAUGGCUAUGGGAUGAGUUCUGCUGAUUCUUCUGGGUCUGGAAACUUCUAUGCUUCUAUGAACCCUGGAUCCAUGACAAACAAUCAGAACAUGGAUCCAAUAACCUUGCAGGCUAUACCCAAAACAAGCUCUUCUUUGAUGAUUAAUCAGUCAAAUUUGCAUACUACUCAGCAGGUUGCAAAUAUGAAGCCUCAAGCAAUUGAUCAAUCAGGAAAGAUGGACUUUCAGUCUCCACUUUCACUGCGAGAGAAUCUACAACCUCAUCAACAGCAAAAAUUUCAGCAGCAGCCUCCUCAGUUUCAACAGCAACUUGGGCAACAUCAACGCCAGCAAAAACAACAAAGUCAGCAGGACCAGUUUUUGUUAAAAAAUGAAGCUUUUGGUCAGUCUCAGUUAGCAUCUGAUCUAGGCAGUCAAAUAAAGCCUGAGCCUGGAAUGGAGUUCCGUUAUGAAGCUCUGCAUUCACAAGUCUCUGAACAAUUCCAACUUUCUGAGAUACAAAGUCAAUUCCAACCUAGCUGUGCAGAAGAUGAUUCAAGAGGAACACAGUUUCUCUCUCUUCCGCUUGGCCAACAGGAUUGCUCCUCACUCUCUCAAACUUCACAACAGAUGCAACAUUUGUUGCUUCCAAACCCCUGGGUUCCUGAUGUUGAAAAUGAUUUCAGCUGUCUUCCUAGUGGAUUUCAAUCAGAGGCAGUUAUGCAAGGUCAAUGGAAUACUAAAUCCCAAGAUGGGUCUCAGUUAACCAGAAACUUGUCACAUGAUGAAAUCGUUCAGAAGGAAUUUUCUCAGAGAAUAACUGGACAAGAUGAAGCUCAGCGAAAUAAGUUAUCAUCAGAUGUAUCUAUUACUUGUCCAACUGUUGGUACUAGAACUCAAGAGCCCCCAAAUGUAAGCGGUGCUAUGAGUAGAUCUAGUAAUCUAAACCGUGAUCGGAAUUUCAAAAAUCAACAGAGGUGGCUGUUGUUCUUGAUGCACGCGCGCAAAUGUUCCUCUCCAGAAGGAAAAUGUAUUGAUGUUAAUUGCAUAAUUGCUCAAAAACUCUUGAAGCAUUUGAAACAAUGCAAUGUAGCUCAAUGCUCAUAUCCUCGUUGCCCUCAGACCCAGAUAUUAAUGAAUCAUCACAGGUGUUGUAGAGAUUUAAGUUGCCCUGUAUGCCUUCCUGUAAAUAAUUAUAUUCAGGCGCACUUGAAGGCACGCACGUGGCCGGAUUCUAAUUCUGGUUUGUCGCGUUCAAUCAAUGGAUCCUGUAAAUCUUAUGCUCCAGAAGACACUGCUGGUAGAUUGACUUCUAAAAUGAGUCCAUCACUUCCAUCACUUGUUGAAACAUCAGAAGAUUUUCAAAUGUCUCUGAAACGGAUGAAGAUUGAGCAACCAUCCCAAUCUAUUGCUUUGGAAGGCGAAAGUUCUGUCAUACCAGUUCCUGCUAUUAGUGAACCUCAUGUUCUUCAGAAUGAACAGCAACUUGGUGACACUAGUGUGCCAAUGAAAUUCGGCGUUGCUGAAGUAAAGAUGAAGAGGAAUGAUGCAGAUGAUACCCAAAGGCCUGAUGGUGAUGCUAGCAUGUUGAAUGAUCCUGCUGGUUUUGUCAAGCAGGAAAGCAUUAAGAUGGAGAAAGAGAUGGACCAAGCUAAACAGGAGAAUGUGGCACUGCCUGCAGAGAAUGCUUCUGGAACCAAGUCUGGGAAACCAAAGAUAAAGGGUGUAUCAUUGACUGAACUGUUCACUCCAGAGCAGGUUCAGGAGCAUAUUAUAGGUCUCAGGCAGUGGGUUGGUCAGAGUAAAGCAAAGGCAGAAAAGAACCAAGCAAUGGAGCAGUCAAUGAGCGAGAAUUCUUGUCAGUUGUGUGCAGUUGAGAAGCUCACUUUUGAACCACCACCUAUAUAUUGCACACCAUGUGGUGCUCGUAUUAAGAGAAAUGCAAUGUAUUAUACUAUAGGAGCUGGUGAUACACGGCACUAUUUCUGCAUUCCAUGCUAUAACGAGUCCCGUGGUGACACCAUUGUAGUUGAUACAACAACUAUUCUGAAGGCAAGGUUGGAGAAGAAGAAAAAUGAUGAGGAGACUGAAGAAUGGUGGGUUCAAUGUGAUAAGUGUGAAGCUUGGCAGCAUCAGAUCUGUGCACUGUUUAAUGGUCGAAGGAAUGAUGGUGGGCAAGCUGAAUAUACUUGUCCAAACUGCUAUAUAGCAGAAGUUGAGAGAGGAGAGCGAAAUCCCUUACCGCAGAGUGCUGUUCUAGGAGCAAAAGAUUUACCUAGAACAAUCCUCAGCGAUCAAAUAGAGCAGCGAUUAUUUAAGCGACUGAAGCAAGAAAGGCAAGAGAGGGCAAAGAUUCAAGGGAAAACUUACGAUGAGGUUCCCGGAGCUGAAGCACUUGUAGUGCGAGUUGUGUCAUCAGUGGACAAAAAAUUGGAAGUGAAGCAGCGAUUCCUUGAGAUUUUUCAAGAAGAGAAUUAUCCUACUGAAUUCCCUUAUAAAUCCAAGGUAGUAUUGUUGUUCCAGAAAAUCGAAGGUGUAGAAGUGUGCCUGUUUGGCAUGUAUGUUCAAGAAUUCGGAUCAGAAUGUCAGCAGCCAAAUCAUCGUCGUGUUUAUCUUUCAUAUCUCGAUUCUGUUAAGUAUUUCCGGCCAGAGGUUAAAGCAGUGACAGGGGAGGCUCUCCGUACAUUUGUUUACCAUGAAAUUCUGAUCGGAUACCUAGAAUAUUGCAAAAAACGAGGUUUUACAAGCUGCUACAUAUGGGCCUGCCCUCCACUGAAGGGUGAAGAUUAUAUUUUAUACUGCCAUCCAGAAAUUCAGAAAACACCAAAGUCUGAUAAACUCAGAGAGUGGUAUUUGGCAAUGCUAAGAAAAGCCGCAAAGGAAAAGAUUGUAGUUGGCCUCACUAAUUUAUACGACCAUUUCUUUGUGUCUACUGGUGAAUGUAAGGCAAAGGUUACUGCAGCUCGACUACCGUAUUUUGAUGGAGACUAUUGGCCUGGUGCUGCGGAGGAUAUGAUCUAUCAGCUUCAGCAAGAAGAGGAUGGCAGAAAACAGCAUAAAAAGGGAACCACCAAAAAGAUCAUAACGAAAAGAGCUUUGAAAGCAUCAGGCCAAGUUGAUCUUUCUGGCAAUGCAUCGAAGGAUCUGCUACUAAUGCAUAAACUUGGUGAAACAAUUAUCCCAAUGAAGGAAGAUUUUAUCAUGGUCCAUUUGCAGUAUUCAUGCACUCAUUGCUGCAUUUUGAUGGCAAGUGGAAGGCGUUGGGAAUGCAACCUGUGCAAAAAUUUUCAGCUCUGUGACAAUUGUUAUGAAGCUGAACAAAUACUUGAAGAGAGAGACAGGCAUCCUAUCAAUCAAAGGGACAAGCACACAUUUUAUCCUGUUGAGAUCACUGAUGUUCCUGCUGAUACCAAGGAUAGAGAUGAGAUUCUCGAGAGUGAAUUCUUUGAUACCAGACAGGCAUUUCUGAGUCUUUGUCAAGGAAACCAUUACCAAUACGAUACUCUACGCCGUGCUAAGCAUUCCUCAAUGAUGGUCCUUUAUCAUCUUCACAAUCCCACUGCUCCUGCAUUUGUGACAACAUGCAAUGUAUGUCAUCUUGAUAUAGAAGCUGGUCAAGGUUGGCGCUGUGAGAUUUGUCCCGAGUAUGAUGUAUGCAAUGCCUGUUAUCAAAAGGAUGGCGGAAAUGAUCAUCCUCAUAAGUUGACUAAUAACCCGUCCGUGGCUGAUCGUGAUGCACAGAACAAAGAAGCUAGGCAAGUUCGAGUUGUACAGCUGAGGAAAAUGCUCGACCUCCUGGUGCAUGCUUCUCAGUGUCGUUCUCCUCAAUGCCAAUAUCCAAAUUGUCGCAAGGUAAAGGGGCUUUUCCGGCAUGGGAUACAAUGCAGAACACGUGCCUCUGGAGGGUGUGUUCUUUGUAAGAAAAUGUGGUAUCUCCUUCAACUUCAUGCUCGAGCAUGCAAAGAAUCUGAAUGCCAUGUACCACGUUGCAGAGAUUUGAAAGAACACUUGAGGAGGCUUCAACAACAGUCUGACUCCCGCCGAAGAGCUGCCGUAAUGGAAAUGAUGAGGCAACGAGCUGCGGAGGUCGCUAGUAAUGCAGGAUGACCAUGUUGUACAUAUACGAAUGGACGUUGUGGAUAAGUUUCCCGCGUGAUCGAGGAGAGGGGUAAAUUAUCGUUUGAAACACUCUGUUAAUAGACUGAAACUGGGCAUGAACUGCAGAAGUGGAUUUGCAUUGUUCUGAGACAGCCAAAGAGAUCGCAGGAUGAUGGUGGGUUGUGAUUAUCACUUUCCAGCAAAGAAUUUCUUCAACAACUAAGCUCCAUUACUGAAGUUUAUUUGGUAGUGGUGACCUCGUCUCGUCGAACAAGAGCUGACCACCUUCUUCGAACUGAAGGAAAAGGGUACACAGAAAGAGUUGUUUCUCUUUCUGAAGUCCUCCUAUUCAGUGAUUCUUUGAUUUUAUUCUCUUGUAUUCCUUCCAGGGCCAUCGUUGGAUGGCCAGUGUACCAUAAUCUGUCGAAAAUGUCCUCUUACGAAGUAAUUCGGGUGGGAGAUCAUCUCAAAGUCGUUUUUUUGGCUUUGUUCUUUUCUAUUCCUCGAUUGUGUUCCCCCUCCCUCCCUUAUGUGUUAAUCAAUCCCUUUUGUAGUUUGUACUUCUAAUCUUUGAGGAGAUAGAAUAAGUAGCCAUUACAAGAACUGUAACAACAACAACUUUGUUUUAAUUUGUACUGUAAUGCUAAAUUUAUGU
Molecule: messenger RNA, 5934 nt
Organism: Ilex paraguariensis (yerba mate)
Lineage: Eukaryota; Viridiplantae; Streptophyta; Magnoliopsida; Aquifoliales; Aquifoliaceae
Source: the annotation of a GenBank genome assembly